Protopolystoma xenopodis is the source of this 357-nucleotide messenger RNA. NCBI's taxonomy places the organism in Eukaryota, Metazoa, Platyhelminthes, Monogenea, Polystomatidea, Polystomatidae. The record is from the annotation of a GenBank genome assembly.
AUGGGUCCCCCUCGCUCUCACCUGCUUCGGCCGCAUUACCAACAGUCUUGCCCACCCCAUCUUCCAUCCCACCACGCGCCAUGGCGCCGAGUGGCAUCAGAUGAAACCGAGGCAGCAAAGCUAGAACGGCUGGUUACUAGAUCGACUUUGAGGCAAGCCAGUCUCUUGAAGGCAGUGAAGACGAGAGCGAGCAACUGUAUAAGCUACACCUCUUUUAUGUAUUGCCACGAGUGUGCUUGUCUGCCUUCAUCUGUAGUUGUGCCUUUGUGUGUGGAUAUGGGGAUGACAUCUGCUGUCGGAGUGAGCUGCAGGCGACCACCAGACGAUUGUGGUGGCGGCAAGUCAAGACCCCAUUAG